AUGGCCAGUAACUCAGGCCAGGGUUCACGCAACCAGCUUCUUAACACUCAGUCUGGCACUCAACCACCUCCCGGGACUGCCGAUCUCCUCCACACGCUCAGUUUCCCGGCUCGCACCGUGGUCAAGAACACCUACAUUCCCAGAGCUGUCCCAGCCCGUCGAACUCCCAGUCCCACGUUCAGCGAUGCUUCUGUAGCUCUAGCGGACGAUCAUGGGUCGGGAAGCUUCAUGAGUCGACUCGUUCGCUCUCGCUCGCCUCUGGUGCGUGAUGGUUGGCAAUGGGACAACCCCUUCCGACUACCCGUGCGUAUGGCCCAUCAGGCAGCAUCGAUCUCAGCGAGGAUCAUUAGUCAGGUGCGACGAGGUGCUUGCUUCGCCCCGUCACUUCCUGUCGAGCUCCACGAUGCGAUCCUCAUCAUCGCUCGACACCCCGUUCGAAAGUCCGGCUCGUUCAAGACAGGAGACUUGCGCCUCGUGUGCAAGCAAUGGAACGAGCUUCACAAAAAGGACUUUUGGCGCAAGAAAUGGCUCCCUCUUCGCCCCGACAAUGCUUCGUGGGAGUCCAUCGGCGAGCGACUCAAGCUUCUGGCGAAGGACGCGGAAGUCAUUAAGAACGUCAAGAUCGAAGGCAGGGCAACGCAGGUCUUGCCCAUCACGCUCGAGGACGCGCUCCGCGCAUGUCCCGAGAUUGCCGACAUCCAACAUUGCCAAGUGCAACGAAUCCAGAUCGGCUUGCUAGACAGUCUGAGCGAGAUCCUCCUCAAGCAGAUCCUGCUUCACCGUCAAGACGGCAUUCGUCACUUUGGAUUCCGAUUUGACGAUACCAUCCUGUUCCUCGGACGGCGAUCGAUGUUUGUACGAUCCGAGCUUCUGCUGCCCGAGAUACGUCGUAUCACUGUCGACAUCAGUAGCGUUAGAGAAGCUCCAUCGCCGGAGGACGUACACCACAACAGCGCCGGACUCGUCUCGCUCUUCAUCGCCGAGCUGAUCGGGCGCGAGGACAGGACGGAUGCGAAACGGGUCGAGCUUCGGGUGUUUUGCAAGCCGGACCCUGUCAAUGGAACAAGACGUCCGCAGGUCACGCAGGCUCACAUCCUGCUUGCAGCUCAGAUCUACGACUUUACACGAGCCUUCCUGGAGAAGGUUGCCGGUCUCAAGCUUGUGGUCUCUUUCCAAGCACCCUUUCGAGCUCAGGUAGCGCACAACAGGAGGAUUCUCGACAUUUGGGGUCGCGAGAACGACAUCUCUUUGCUCAACACCUAG
Messenger RNA from Kalmanozyma brasiliensis GHG001, 1263 nucleotides. RefSeq lists its product as uncharacterized. Bases 1 to 1263 code for a protein of 420 amino acids. The transcript has a single exon. NCBI's taxonomy places the organism in Eukaryota, Fungi, Basidiomycota, Ustilaginomycetes, Ustilaginales. The record is from RefSeq and is a predicted model, not a curated record.